AUGCCCGCCGCCCGACCGUGGCGGCUGCCCGCCCUCCUCCUCCUCCUCCUCGGCUGCCGCGCCGCCGCCGGGGGCGACGGCUCCCUGCGCCCGCCGGGCCCGGGCAGGCAGGGCCCGCCGGCGGCGGCCGACGCCGUCUCCGCGACGGCCGGGAGCCCCGCGCUGCGGGGCGCCGAGCCCAACGCCUCCCGCCCGGCCGCGCUGCCCAAGGGCGGGGGGGCGGCUGGCGGGCGGCCGCGCUCGGCCUCGCCGCCCAUGUGCACGGGGCAAACGGAGAUCAAGGAGACGUUCAAGUACAUCAACACGGUGGUGUCCUGCCUCGUCUUCGUCCUGGGCAUCAUCGGCAACUCCACGCUGCUGCGGAUCAUCUACAAGAACAAGUGCAUGAGGAACGGCCCCAACAUCCUCAUCGCCAGCCUGGCCCUGGGCGACCUGCUUCACAUCAUCAUCGACAUCCCCAUCAACGUCUACAAGCUGCUUGCAGAGGACUGGCCUUUCGGUGUCGAAAUGUGCAAAUUAGUACCCUUCAUUCAAAAGGCAUCAGUGGGCAUCACAGUGUUGAGUUUGUGUGCCCUCAGUAUAGAUAGGUACCGAGCAGUUGCUUCUUGGAGUCGCAUUAAAGGAAUUGGAGUGCCGAAGUGGACUGCAGUUGAAAUUGUACUGAUCUGGGUUAUAUCGGUGAUAUUGGCUGUUCCAGAAGCUAUCGCAUUUGAUAUGAUUACGAUGGAGUACAGAGGAAAGGAUCUUAGAAUCUGCCUGCUUCACCCCACGCAGAAAACAUCCUUUAUGAUGUUUUACAAGCAAGCUAAAGACUGGUGGCUGUUUAGCUUUUACUUCUGUUUGCCACUGGCUAUCACAGCAUUUUUCUAUACUCUCAUGACCUGUGAGAUGUUACGAAAGAAAAGUGGGAUGCAGAUUGCUUUAAAUGACCACUUAAAACAGAGACGUGAGGUGGCCAAAACUGUGUUCUGUCUGGUACUUGUUUUUGCCUUGUGUUGGCUCCCACUUCACUUAAGCAGAAUAUUGAAACUCACUAUUUAUGAUCAGAAGGAUCCCAACAGAUGUGAACUUUUAAGCUUUUUUCUUGUGAUGGACUACAUUGGUAUUAACAUGGCUUCACUGAAUUCCUGCAUCAAUCCGAUAGCUCUGUAUUUGGUGAGCAAAAGAUUCCAAAACUGCUUUAAGUCAUGCUUGUGUUGCUGGUGUCAAUCCAAAGAUCUGUUGUCCCUCGAGGAAAGGCAGUCCUGUUUAAAGUUCAAAGCUAAUGAUCACGGAUAUGAUAAUUUCCGCUCCAGUAACAAGUACAGCUCUUCAUAAAACAAGCAUAAAAGGUAUAUUCUGUUACAUUAAUGCUGGUGCCUUUUUAAGUAAAAGUGGCAAUUACUUUUAAUGAGAUGGUAACAUUUAUAAAAAUCUAGUUUUGUGUUUGCACAAAAAAAGAACAUAAAAAACCAUAAUUGCCCCAAAACUGUGUCACCUUGAAAAUCACAGACACUUAGAAAAUCGUCAUUUAUGGAACACGAAGAAAAGCGUUGAAAGAACAAGUCAUUGUUAGCACUUGAAUACUUCUGAAUCAGCACUUCCAAAUGAUCCCCACUUCCUGUACAUUAAAUGAUCAUUUGUAUUCUCUAUAACAGUUGUAGGAACUGAAGUCACAGUAAUUACUAAGCAGUAUAAUAUAACGUUAAUUGGAUCAAAGCCAUUAUUAUAUAUAACUCAAUGUAUUAUCUUUUAUAAAGCAGAUUAACCACCAUCACUAUUGUGGAUUUUUUAAAAUAAAACAUGAAAUACUUUGUAAUAGAAGUUUAAAUGUAAAGAAGUAGAAUUUUUAUCAGGCGUAUUUUAGAGGUAGCUAAUGAAACUAUUAAAGGAUGCAGUCAAGUCAAAAGUUCAUUUCACUCUGAUGAUUGUUUUUACCUAUUAUUAUUAGAAGGAACCUCCCAAGGCCUCUGUAAAUACCAUUCUGUAACCACUGUGCGUGUUCAGUGCAUUUGGCAGCACCUUGGGUAUGGUACAUUCCACUGUUUCCACGUUAUUAGUGUUUAAUGACAGCGGAGGAGAGAAAACCACACCAAAAACAAAAAUUAAUAUUACUAGAACCAUAGAAACGAUGGCUAGUAUUGGAAACCAGCUAUUUUUAACUGAAAACAAAUUGAUUGUAUCCCAUGUAAACAGUGGGCAUUCAAGAGCCUGGUGGUUCUUUACUCGAGAUAAUUUUGCGACACUUUACAACUGUUUUUGCAAUCCAAAUACCGUCUUGGGCAAAAUCCUUUAGACAUAACAGGUGGAAAAAAUGUAACCAAGGAAAACAGAGGGAGAAUUUGAACUUCUAUUUUCAUUUAGAUUUAAAUCUUCAUAAAGAAAAUAAUUCACGAACUGUACUUCUAGAGAACAGUACUAUGUAGCACACUCAUCUUCAUACUGUUUUAAAAUAUGUUCUACUUCUGUAGUUCCAUAUUUAUGGGCUUAAGAAGGUGUGUGAUUAGUUUCUGCUUCUGUAAAUAGUUUAGUGAAGCGUAAUUAAUUAUAAAGUAUUAAAAUAGGGGCAGGACCCUGCAAGAAAACAGAAAGAUAAAGAUGCCUGUAGUAAACACGAUGUGUGUUGCCGGGAGCAAUGCAUGUUUUGUACAUACAUGACAGGUCAUUCUUUGGCUUUUCAUUUCCUAUUAAUUUGUUACAGAUGUCCCCAAAGACUUAUUAACAUAUUUCAUGCACUAAGGCAUGAGUUUUUCAAGAAAAAAUGUCGUAUAACAUGCUUUUAUAAAAGACGUUUUCAAUAGGCAUGGUAUUUUAUUAUAAUAAAAAUAUUUAUCAAAACUCAGGAAUUUUUUUGUUUUAAUUUCCAAAUUUCACAUGUAAGGAUUUUUACCUUUUUUCCAGUCUUGAUUAGCUUCAGAUUUUUUAAUAAAGUGCCUUAAAUAUGCUCAGGAUGAAACCAGUUUUCAUUAAAAUGUUCAGCUGAUGUUGCCUUAGGUGGGUUUCAUCUCACCUGACUUUAGGUAGCUACAGCUACCUUGCAGACAGCUAAAAACAGGAGAGGUGAACCCCAUUCCUGGUGUCGCCCCAUUAAAAGCUAGUAAGUGUAUGCUUGUAUAAUCAAGCUGAGGACCUAUGCACAUGCAUUUGAGCAUGGGCACGUGUGUGUUUGUGUGUGUGCGUAUGUGUGCAAGUGUGUAUGUUGUCUACCAUUAGGUUGCCGUUACCAUCUUUCUGCAGCACAUGCACCCAACUGCUAUAAUGCUGAACUUUUUAAAAUAUAAAUCUAUUUAAGGUUUUGUUCUUUACAUUUUUACCUUAACUUUCAUGGUAACUUUCUCACGGUAAGCCGUGAAUAUCACUUCACUUCACCCUGCCUGCAUCUAUUUCUGUGAAACGCGUUUCGUCUGUUAAGGAUGGAUAAUCAGUUAAAUCCUAAGUUUGAUACUGAUCAGUGUUAUUUUCAUCAAGUUAUAUCAUUACAAUAUUGUACAUGUAUAUUAUUGUUAUUUUUAUUUAAAAUAUAGCUGUUGUAUUGGCAAAUGUGUGACACAUUUUUCAUUUUUUCCUUGACUAAUUCUUUGUUAAGAUGAGUCCUGCUAAGUCAGACGCUUAGGUUUUGCAAAUAAAGACCAUAUAUACUGCCUGCUUUUUGGAGUUAAUAUAUAUGUAUUAGUACACUUUUUGUCUUUUUUGCAGUAUUUUUCAAAGCAGUAUUUUUACUGAAGUUCUCAUUUCCUGUAAUAAAAAUUUUCCAAACUUCUGCUCUCAUAAAGUUAAAAGAACACACAGGAGAGCUCCAGUGCCUCUGUGUUCUAGCUGGGAUUAAAUCUCUUAAUACUGAAGACAGGCGUUUUCUAAAGUCCUCAGUACAUGUCUAUUCCUCCAUGCACUGAAAUCAAUGAAUGUUCAACCAUUCAGUUCAUUUGGAGGAGAAUUAGGGCACAGCAAUAGCUCUUUAAAAAACAUAGCUGACAUUUGCUACCUUGAAUAAAAAAAGCUAAAUACUUUUUUUUUUCUUUUUUGACAAAGGAGUUGUUUAGAAAAGUUAGGAGAAGAGGGUAAAAUCAGCUUGUGGGGUAAAACAGCCAGUCUAAGGCUCUCUAAGCCUCAAAUAGGGGGUCACAGGUAGCAAAACAACAAUGUGCUUGUCCAGAGUGGUGUGACAGAGUAAGAGUCAACUGUCCCAAUGGCCUGAAGAGUUGACACAGAAUGGUUUCAGAUGAAAAAAAUAAAACACGUAAGAAACUACAUCACAUGUCUGUGUUUCGGCCUUCAGGUAGUAGUUAGAUUUUACUUCCCCAGCUGCUCUGAAUUCUGCCUGCACACAGCUGUCUCGGCGUUAAGAGAGGGCAUUUCAGACUGGGUGGGCUGAACACUGACUGGGUGGAUAUAACACUGGUACUACACCUCAGAGACUCAAAUGCAAAAUUUGGUGGUUAUGGAGCAUCUGCUGUGAGCUGUGGCAUUUCAGUGUCCCAAACAGCUCUUAAUCAGCACACAGUUGGCUUAGCAAGAGAAUGUUGUAUGUACUGAAAAAAACUUUAAAAGGAUUUUUUUUAUUGUUCUGUAUAGCUGUGUAAAAUAAUUCUCUAUUUCAUUUUCUGUGGUCACUUAAAAUAGCAACUUCUGUGGU
Molecule: messenger RNA, 4612 nt
Organism: Gavia stellata (red-throated loon)
Lineage: Eukaryota; Metazoa; Chordata; Aves; Gaviiformes; Gaviidae
Gene: EDNRB
Product: endothelin receptor type B
Exons: 7
Coding region: 1-1317 (438 amino acids)
Biological process (GO): regulation of blood pressure; vasoconstriction; G protein-coupled receptor signaling pathway
Cellular component (GO): membrane
Molecular function (GO): endothelin receptor activity
Source: RefSeq, a predicted model, not a curated record